ACUGUGUUCAUCUCGUCUUGUUAGUUUAGUUUGUUUGCACGUGUUGUUUGAUUUCGAGGAUUAAAAUUCUUGAGAAUGCUGUAGCUGACUGAUAUUAUUUCCUGGAUCUGUAACCAUGGGAGCGAAAUUGGAAGACUGGAGGGAUAUUCUCAUAAUCGCAAUUUAUUUUGUGUUCGUAAUGGCCGUUGGUUUGGCGUCUUCUUGUCGGAAGAACAGAGAAUCGGCGAAAGGAUACUUUCUGGCCGGUCGCAAUAUGCACUGGUUACCGAUCGGGUUCUCGUUGUUUGCGAGUAACAUUGGCAGCGAACAUUUCAUUGGCCUUGCUGGAAGUGGCGCGAAUUCGGGUAUUGCCGUGGUCGCUUUCGAGUGGGGAGGCGUUUUAUUGCUACUUCUUCUGGGAUGGAUUUUUCUGCCCGUGUAUCUCACAGCUGGUGUGUACACAAUGCCGGAAUACCUGGAAAAGAGAUUCGGGGGCCGCCGACUGCGCAUCUACCUAAGUGUCGUUUCCACCCUCCUCUAUGUCAUCACUAAGAUAUCGGUGGAUGUUUUCGCAGGUGCCAUUUUCAUUCAGCAGGCUCUUGGAUGGAACACGUACAUUUGUAUAGUCGUCAUACUGGUGGUCAGUGGUCUCUACACAGUCAUAGGUGGUCUCUCUGCUGUGAUAUUUACGGACACUUUGCAAACAAUCAUCAUGCUCACAGGAUCCGCCAUUCUUGCUGGCCUAGCGUACGUCAAGGUAGGCGGCCUAUGGGCGCUGGAAUAUAAAUACUUCAAGGCCAUCCCUACCGGUUACACUCCACCAGAGGGUUCCACGUGCGGUCUGCCACGUGAGGACGCUUUCCACAUUUUCCGUAACCCUGUGACCUCUGACCUUCCCUGGCCCGGUGUGGUGAUACGAUCCACUUUAGUCUCAGUAUGGUAUUGGUGCACGGACCAGGUAAUAGUUCAGCGCACUCUAGCGGCAAAAAACAUCGCACACGGCCGUGGAGGCACAAUAGUUGCCGGCUACCUGAAACUUCUGCCUUUGUUCCUGAUCAUUUUGCCGGGCAUGUGUAGCCGCGUCCUCUAUCCAGAUGAGGUGGCCUGUGUUGAUCCCGAGGUUUGCAAGCGGGUGUGUGACAAUGAAAACGGAUGUUCCAACAUUGCCUACCCGAAACUGGUACUUGAACUAGCACCCAUAGGUCUGAAGGGGAUGAUGAUGGCGGUGAUGCUGUCUGCCCUAAUGAGCUCCCUCACUUCCAUAUUCAACAGCGCCGCCACGCUGUUCACCAUGGACAUCUGGAAGAAGGUCCGGAAGCAGGCGUCAGAGAGGGAGCUGCUCAUUUCGGGGAGGAUAUUUGUCGUGGUGUUGGUUGGGGUCAGCGUUGCCUGGAUACCGCUGAUCAAGUCUGCUCAGGGGGCGCAACUUUUCAUCUACAUCAUGGCGGUCACAGGUUACAUCGCUCCUCCACUGUCAGUCGUAUUCCUCAUGGCAGUCUUUAUUCCACGCAUCAACGAGGAGGGAGCAUUCUGGGGCAUUUUCAUUGGUCAACUGAUUGGAAUAAGUAGACUGGUCCUCGAUUUCAUCUACACGGCUCCUAAAUGCGGUGAACCCGACAACAGACCGUUGAUCGUUUCUGCUGUGAACUACACGUAUUUCGCAGCCAUAUUGCUAGUCAUUUCCGCCAUCAUUACUGUUGUAUUAAGCUUCUGUACAGCAAGGCCGGAUUAUGAACAGAUGAAGGGUCUGACGGUAUGGAGCGUCCACAAACUCGGGGUAAAGCGGAAUAAACUGGCGCAGAGACGCUUGACGAUCUUGAGUAGAAACAAUUCCGUAAGCGACGGAGGCCAGACAACAAGUAACCGGAUGUCAGCUGUAUCGAAAGUCAUUCACGACGCGGAGACACAAGGCGACCAUAAGGAAGUUGAAGUGGAUCAUGAGGUGGAAAUGAAAAAGCGUUAUCGUGAAACCAUGUCGAUCAGUAGCGGCGUCAGUCUCUUCCUCAACUUCAAUGCCGUUCUUCUGCUCUCUGUUUUCGUUAUGACGUAUGCGUUGUUUGCUUAAACGAACGCUUGUCUUUUCUAAAUCAGGUAUUGACCGAUUGCUGAAAAAAACUUAAGUUAUGUUCGUGGAAAUAAAUUGACCAGUUAUUUAAAGUCAAAAUUGUGGAUUUUGCAACCACUGGCUUUUUUAAUCUGAUAAAGGAUCAGUUUAGUGGACAACUUAAUCCUUGAUUGACAAGUCACAACGGGCCAAUCUUCCCAUGUGUCGUCUAGUUCAUUUCUGUAAAUGGCGGACGUUUUUAGUAACGUGCAGAAAUAUUUUAAAUGAAAAUCAUGAAGACGCAUAAGAUCCGGUUACUAUGAAUAGAUUUGGUUAAUUACAUGUUAUUUUUGCAGAAAGGAAUUAUAAUUAGAUACAAAAUCCUAAAUGUUAAACUUCUUUUUUUGUUUCUUAGAAUAUGUAUCAAUACGAUUGUCUUUAAUAAACAAAAAACAUGAAAACA
Messenger RNA from Dreissena polymorpha, 2486 nucleotides. Its product is annotated as sodium/glucose cotransporter 5-like. Lineage: Eukaryota; Metazoa; Mollusca; Bivalvia; Myida; Dreissenidae. The transcript is spliced from 16 exons. Gene Ontology annotation, molecular function: D-glucose:sodium symporter activity. Gene Ontology annotation, cellular component: plasma membrane. The record is from RefSeq and is a predicted model, not a curated record. Bases 116 to 2044 code for a protein of 642 amino acids. Gene Ontology annotation, biological process: transmembrane transport.